AUGGCUGCAUAUUCAGUUCCACCCUCAGAGGUGUUGCUGUCAAAAAGAGUUCAAGAAAUGGUCCUUCAUGGGGAGGAGCCACUAGGACCUUAUAUUUGCAGAAGUGGUGAAGAUGUUGAUGGAAAAGAAGACAUCAUGGAUACUUCUCCAAUUCCUAUAAUUGAUCUAAACCUCCUAUCUUCUUCAACAACAUCAGAUAACGAACGCGAACAAGAGUUGGAGAAACUUAGAUCAGCUCUAUCUUCUUGGGGAUGUUUUCAGGGAAUAGGACAUGGGAUUAAAACUUCUUUCCUGGACAAAAUCCGCCAAGUUUCAAGGGAAUUCUUCAAACAGCCAAUGGAAGAGAAGAACAAGUAUGCUAAAUCAGUUGAUGAUUUUCAAGGUUAUGGAGCUGAUCCUGUUCCGGAACAAGGUCAGUCUCUUGAUUGGUCUGAUCGUCUCUUCCUCGAGGUAUUCCCUGAAGAUAGAAGAGAGUAUAACCUCUGGCCACAAAUCCCAAUAUCAUUCAGCUAUGGCAAAGUCACUGAAACUGGAAGAAAAUUGCUUCUUGGAACAAUUGGAAAACAAGCACAAUUUCAUGCGCGGUUUAACUACUACUUGCCAUGUCAGAGGCCUGAUCUGGUUCUUGGCUUAAAACCCCAUGCUGAUGGAACAGGAUACACUAUUAUUUUGCAAGAUGAAGUAGGACUCCAAGUGCUUAAGGAUGGCAAAUGGUAUACAGUACCAAAAGAUCCUACAGCUCUGUUUGUUCUCAUGGGUGAUCAAAUGGAGGUAAUGAGCAAUGGAAUAUUCAAGGGCCUGGUGCAUAUGGUAGUGAGUAAUUCAGAGAGGGAUAGAAUUUCUGUCGCAAUGUUCUACACACCUGAAUUAGGGAAAGAAAUCGGACCAGAAGAUGACUUAGUAAAUAUGGACAGACCAAGGAUAUACAAGAAAGUGACAGAUUAUGCAGAAACUCACUGGAAGUUUUACCAGCGUGGUUUGAGAGCACUACACACUGCACACAUUUAG
Solanum tuberosum (potato) is the source of this 1008-nucleotide messenger RNA. RefSeq names its product protein SRG1-like. NCBI's taxonomy places the organism in Eukaryota, Viridiplantae, Streptophyta, Magnoliopsida, Solanales, Solanaceae. The record is from RefSeq and is a predicted model, not a curated record. The transcript has 4 exons. The coding region runs from base 1 to 1008 and encodes 335 amino acids.